GUAUUAAGACAGCAACCCAAGAGGGCAAAGUAGAAGCUACUAGACUUCUUACAGCUUGGAAAAUCAUAUGAUGUCACCUAACACUGCACUUUUUUUUUUUUUUUAAGUUUUCUGUGUUUAUUUAAUGCUCAUUCAGGGAUAUGUUUUUAUUGAUUUUAGAGGGAGAGGAGGAAGGGGGUGGGGAGAGAGAGAAGCAUUGAUUGGCUGCUUCCCACAGGCAUCCCAACCAGGGCGUUGAACCAGUAACCUAGGUACUCCUAAUGUGCCCUUACCUGGAAUCAAACCCAACAACCCUUUGGUGUUUGAGAUGACGUUCCAACCAGUUGAGCCACCUGGCCAGGGCAGUGCUACACAUUCUUUCAGUCAGAGUAAAUCUUACAAGAGGAUCCCCCACCGAAGGGAUCCUGAACAAGACUGUUACUAUAGUAACGGAACACAGCAAUCUAGAGUGAUGGGAGAGGAUACAUACUAUUUGAGAGGAAAUCUUAAGAAUGGAGUCUAAACCUUCGAGGAUUCCAAGAAGAAUUUCUGUUCAGCCUCCCAGCUCUUUAAGUGCUAGGAUGAUGUCUGGAAGCAGAGAAAGUAGUUUAAAUGACACCUAUCCCUCAAGAGACUCUUCAUUUAGACUGGAUCCUGAAUAUCAGUCUACAUCUGCAUCAUCGUCUGCAUCUCCAUUUCAAUCCACGUGGUAUAGUGAAUCUGAGAUAACUCAGGGAGCACGCUCAAGAUCACAGAACCAGCAACGGGAUCAUGAUUCAAAAAGGCCUAAACUUUCCUGUACAAACUGUGUAUCUACCUCAGCUGGGAGGAAUGUUGGACAUGGUUUAAAUGCAGUAUCAGAUUCUUCUUGGAGGCAUAGUCAAGUUCCCAGAUCUUCAUCAGUGGUACUUGGAUCAUUUGGAAGUGACUUAAUGAGAGAGAGGAGAGAUUUAGAGAGGAGAGCAGAUACCUCCGUUAGUAAUCUUAUGGAUUAUAGUCACCGCAGUGGUGAUUUCACAACUUCAUCAUAUGUUCAAGACAGAGUUCCUUCUUCAUAUUCACAGGGAGCAAGACCAAAAGAGAACUCAGUGAGCACUUUACAAUUGAAUGCAUCAUCCACAAACCACCAAAUAUCUUCUCAACAUCAGACCAUACCAUGUUCUAGUAGAAAUUCUUUGAGAUCAAAUUUUUCACCAAGAGAAUUGGAAUCUCCCCAAAGUAAUACACAGCCUGGAUUUUCUUUUAUUUCAAAUAGGGAUGAAACCUCAACUAUAAGCAAUGCAGGUAGGGUUGGUUCAUCUCAAAGAUCAUUUCAAGAAUCUUCUGACAACGAAGGGAGACGUACAACCAGAAGAUUGCUGUCACGUAUAGCUUCUAGUAUGUCAUCUACUUUUUUUUCACGAAGGUCUAGUCAGGAAUCCUUAAAUACAAGAUCACUGAGUUCUGAAAAUUCUUACAUUUCUCCAAGAAUCUCGACAGCUUCACAGUCUCGUAGUAAUGCAGCAUCAACUUCUGACGUUCCUGAUAAUAGGGCAUCUGAAGCUUCUCAGGGAUUUCGAUUUCUUAGGCGAAGAUGGGGUUUGUCAUCUCUUAGCCAAAAUCAUAGCUCUGAGCCAGAUUCAGAGAAUUUUAACCAAGAACCUGAAGGUAGAAAUGCAGGACCAUGGUUAUCCUCCUCACUUAGAAAUAGAUGCACACCUUUGUUCUCUAGAAGGAGGCGAGAGGGACGAGAUGAAUCUUCAAGGAUACCUACCUCUGAUAUACCAUCUAGAUCUCAUCACUUAUUUAGAAGAGAACCAAAUGAAGUGGUUCACCUUGAAGCACAGAGUGAUCCCCUUGGGGCUGCUGCCAACAGAUCACAAGCACCUGCAGCAUCAAGCAGUGCUGCUACAGGUGCCUCCACAUCAGAUUCGGCUCCCAGUGGAAGAAACCCAGGAAUAACAGGAAUCCUUCCCGGUUCCUUGUUUCGAUUUGCAGUCCCCCCAGCACUUGGAAAUAAUUUGACCGACAAUGUCAUGAUCACUGUAGAUAUUAUUCCUUCAGGUUGGAGUUCAUCUGAUGGAAAAAGUGACAAAACUAAAAGUGCACCUUCAAGAGACCCAGAAAGACUGCAGAAAAUAAAAGAGAGCCUUCUUUUAGAGGACUCUGAAGAAGAAGAGGGUGACUUAUGUAGAAUUUGUCAGAUGGCAGCUGCAUCAUCAUCUAACUUGCUAAUAGAGCCAUGCAAGUGCACAGGAAGUCUGCAGUAUGUCCACCAAGAGUGUAUGAAAAAGUGGUUACAGGCGAAAAUUAACUCUGGUUCUUCAUUAGAGGCUGUAACCACCUGUGAACUCUGUAAAGAGAAGUUGCAGCUUAACCUGGAGGAUUUUGAUAUUCAUGAACUACACAGAGCUCAUGCAAAUGAACAAGCCGAGUACGAGUUUAUCAGCUCUGGUCUCUACCUUGUUGUGUUACUGCACUUUUGGGAACAAAGCUUUUCAGAUAUGAUGGGAAAUACAAAUGAACCAAGCACACGAGUCAGAUUUAUUAACCUUGCAAGAACUCUUCAGGCACAUAUGGAAGAUCUCGAAACUUCAGAGGAUGAUUCUGAAGAAGAUGGAGACCAUAACAGAACAUUUGAUAUUGCCUAACUUCAUAUAAGACAAAUGGAUGAUCUGUUAACAAGUGUUUAUUAAAACUGGCAAUUAAGGAUGAAUCAAUUUUGUGGGGGAAUGCCUAUUGAAUACAUAUAUAAAAUGAAUAUAUAUACACAUGUAAUCAUGUAUGUGUAUAUAUAUUCAUUCUCAAGUGUUGCUGAAUUAAAAUUCUAUUUGCUGGACCUUUUAACAUGGCCAGUGACUGAUGUUUAUAAACUGGUAAUCAAAAGUAUUUUUCUUUUAGGUGAGUAGGAAAGUAUUACAUUAUUUUAAAUAUCUUAGCAAUGCCUACAAUGUUUUUGUGUUCUGAUUAUUAGAGUCAUAUUUAUGAAAAUGAUUCGUGUUUUAGUCUUUUGCUAGUGAAAAAAGUAAGACAGAAAUAUACUUUCAAAAUAAAAUGCCAGAUGGCACCUAAUUAUUUUUCCUUUUAAAAUGCCUUAAGUUGCAGCAUCAUUUUCAUAAUCAUUUGCUUCCAGUGUUUAAAAAAAUAAAGAAUGGGGAGUAAGUUGUGAAGACGAUUAUAUUAGGUGUCCAAAUUUAAUUUAAAUUCUAAAUUCACUUAGCCAUAAAAUUUAAUUUUUUAAAAGUAUAUAAAUAUAAAAUGUAUAAAUUAUGGAUAAAGUUUUAUAAUGAUUUGGAAAGGGCAGAUUAUAUUUGAUAGGCCAUAGAAUGUGGACAUUUCUUUUUGGAAUAUUACAGCUAUAAAUUAUACCAGAAUUGCCAGUCAGAUGCUAUUUGGUAAAGGGAAAAAUAUUGCAAUCUCAAGUUAUUGAAUAUUUUUAAAUCCCACAUUCAGAGUUUAAAACACUGGUUUUCAAUGUGUUUUUUUAGAGUUGUCACUUUUUUGUAGAUAAAUAUGAUAUAAAUAACCUGUUUGAAUCCUGGUCGUUUUUAACUGUUCCUUGCUAAUCUGAGCAUUUAUUUGGUAAAUUACUAUUUUUCACUACCUUUGGAGAACAGAUGAACUUUACCUGCUCAACAUCAGUAGAUCUAUACUGUGGUCAUGAGUUGUGUAUAGUUCCAGAACAGUAUAUUUUCUUUGUCAACACCCUUAAGAUACACUUAAAAAACACCUUCAGGUGAUUUUAGGUUAAGUCUUAUGUCAUGGCAACAAACUUCUUUUUCAGAACCUAAAUAGAAACCAUGUAAUUUCUCAAAUGUAAAUCAACAGUUUGCCCACAAUUAGUUUGUUGGUCUUAAUGUAAAAUCUUGGCUUGAAAUAAAGUGCAUACUGAUUGAUUUA
This is a messenger RNA of Phyllostomus hastatus (greater spear-nosed bat), 3858 nucleotides long. It is a transcript of the gene MARCHF7, whose product is annotated as membrane associated ring-CH-type finger 7. The record is from RefSeq and is a predicted model, not a curated record. NCBI's taxonomy places the organism in Eukaryota, Metazoa, Chordata, Mammalia, Chiroptera, Phyllostomidae. Gene Ontology annotation, cellular component: nucleus. The transcript is spliced from 11 exons. Gene Ontology annotation, molecular function: zinc ion binding; ubiquitin binding; ubiquitin conjugating enzyme binding. Bases 492 to 2609 code for a protein of 705 amino acids. Gene Ontology annotation, biological process: protein autoubiquitination.